AUGUCCAUCAACGGCCUGCCCCUCACCGACCCGGCCGCCUACGCCCGCCUCCUCGACGACCACUACCACGAGGCGCCCCUCCCCGGCGUGCCGGACCCCAAGGCCGCCUCGUCGUCGGCCGCCUCGACGACGCCCCUCGUGCGCCUCGAGCUCGAGUCGUUCGACGCCCACGUCAUCAACGCCGACUACGUCGUCGCCGCGCCCCCCGGCAUCGCCGACACGCCCGACAAGACGGGCGCCAAAUGCAGCGUCCUCGUCCAGGUUACGGGCCGGCUCUACUACGGACGCGGCCGCGAGGCGCCCGCCAAGACCUUCAACGAGGUGUUUGUGCUCGUGCCCAACUGGGACACCUUUGGCCGGAACGCGCCCAAGGGCGCCCGCCGGUGGCUCAUUUCGAGCCAGAACUUUCGCUCUCUGUAG
Messenger RNA from Verticillium alfalfae VaMs.102, 420 nucleotides. RefSeq lists its product as hypothetical. The coding region runs from base 1 to 420 and encodes 139 amino acids. The record is from RefSeq and is a predicted model, not a curated record. The transcript has a single exon. Lineage: Eukaryota; Fungi; Ascomycota; Sordariomycetes; Glomerellales; Plectosphaerellaceae.